Esox lucius (northern pike) is the source of this 3957-nucleotide messenger RNA. RefSeq names its product cullin 4B (gene cul4b). Bases 165 to 2741 code for a protein of 858 amino acids. Gene Ontology annotation, cellular component: Cul4B-RING E3 ubiquitin ligase complex. The record is from RefSeq and is a predicted model, not a curated record. Gene Ontology annotation, biological process: protein ubiquitination; ubiquitin-dependent protein catabolic process; DNA damage response. Gene Ontology annotation, molecular function: ubiquitin protein ligase binding. The transcript has 21 exons. NCBI's taxonomy places the organism in Eukaryota, Metazoa, Chordata, Actinopteri, Esociformes, Esocidae.
GCCAUCUCCUGGCUAAUGACGGUUCAGACCGCAGCAUUAUACAGUCUGUGACCGGCUAAAGAAAGCUUGCAAAUGCUAACUAGCUUAGCCACGCUUUCCUUUUUUCUUUUUAGCUCAGCCACUUUUACAGCAUUAACUUGUGGGGAAAGUACUUCCGGUAGGUCAUGGACUCGAUUGUAGUAGAAGGUUUACCUUCCCCUAAUCCCCCACCGCCAACCCAAGAGGCUAGAACUGUAGCUUCAGAUGUAAAUAACGAUAGCAGCAUCACGUCUUCGAAGAAGAGGAAAAUAAACAGUUCAGAGAAGGAAGACAUUGAUUCAAUCUCUUCAUCUCCUAAAACAACAAAUUCAUCUUCUUGCUCCUCCACUUCGCACCACAUCCAGAAGAAGUUGAGGUUCGAAGAUUCAGUAGAUUUCAUUGGGCUCGAUGUGAAAAUGGCCGAGGAGUCGUCCUCGUCUGCAUCUUGUUCCUCUAACAAGACAAAAACAAUGUUUUUGACUGGGGGUGUUGUGCAUCAUGCAAACGGACUGACCAAAACUGCAGGCUCUGCUACCUUCUCCAAUAGCAAACCUGGAGCUGCAAAGAAACUAGUCAUCAAGAACUUCAAAGAAAAACCCAAAUUGCCAGAGAACUACACACAUGAAACCUGGCAAAAACUGAAGGAGGCAGUUGAGGCAAUUCAGAAUAGCACUUCAAUCAAGUACAACCUUGAGGAACUUUACCAGGCUGUUGAGAACCUCUGCUCCCAUAAGAUAUCUGCCAAGCUUUACAAACAGCUGCGAGUGGUGUGUGAAGACCACAUUAAGGCACAAAUCAAUCAAUUCAGAGAGGAUGCACUGGACAGUACGCUCUUCCUGAAGAAAAUCGAUAAAUGCUGGCAGGAUCACUGCAGACAAAUGAUCAUGAUUAGAAGUAUAUUUUUGUUCUUGGACCGCACAUACGUUUUACAAAAUUCCAUGCUGCCAUCAAUCUGGGACAUGGGCUUGGAGUUGUUUCGGUUUUACAUUAUCAGUGAUCUGAAGGUACAGAGUAAGACCAUUGACGGCAUCCUGCUGCUCAUCGAAAAGGAGCGCAGCGGCGAGACCAUCGACCGCAGUUUGCUCCGCAGCCUACUGAGCAUGCUCUCUGACCUGCAGAUUUACCAGGACUCCUUUGAGCAGCGCUUUCUGGAAGAGACUAAUCGUCUGUAUGCCGCUGAGGGACAGAGAUUGAUGCAAGAGAGAGAGGUCCCAGAGUACCUCCAUCACGUUCACAAACGCUUGGAGGAGGAAGCUGACCGAGUCAUCACGUAUUUAGACCAAAGUACACAAAAACCUCUUAUAGCCACGGUGGAAAAACAACUACUGGGCGAACAUCUCACUGCAACCCUGCAGAAAGGCUUGAAUCACCUGCUAGACGAGAACCGAAUACAGGACUUGUCUCUCCUCUAUCAGCUAUUCAGUCGAGUCAGAGGGGGCGUGCAAGUCCUUCUGCAGCACUGGAUUGAGUAUAUCAAGGCCUUUGGAAGCACGAUCGUCAUCAAUCCAGAAAAGGAUAAGACCAUGGUGCAGGAGCUGCUGGACUUCAAGGACAAAGUGGACCACAUCAUCGACACAUGCUUCAUGAAGAACGAGAAGUUUGUCAAUGCCAUGAAGGAGGCAUUUGAGACCUUCAUCAACAAGAGGCCAAACAAACCGGCCGAGCUCAUAGCAAAACAUGUGGAUUCAAAGCUGAGGGCGGGAAACAAGGAGGCGACGGACGAGGAACUGGAGAAGAUGUUAGAUAAGAUCAUGAUCAUCUUCCGAUUCAUUUACGGCAAAGAUGUUUUUGAGGCCUUCUACAAGAAAGAUCUGGCUAAGAGGUUGCUGGUGGGAAAGAGUGCAUCCGUGGAUGCUGAGAAGUCCAUGCUGUCCAAACUGAAACAUGAAUGUGGAGCGGCAUUCACCAGCAAGCUGGAAGGCAUGUUCAAGGACAUGGAGCUUUCCAAGGACAUUAUGGUGCAGUUUAAACAGUACAUCCAGUGUCAAAACAUCCCUGGUAACAUUGAGCUGACGGUGAAUAUCCUAACCAUGGGAUACUGGCCUACGUACAUCCCAAUGGAGGUCCAUCUACCUGCAGAGAUGGUGCGGCUGCAGGAGAUUUUCAAGACGUUUUACUUGGGCAAGCACAGCGGCAGGAAGCUACAGUGGCAGUCGACAUUAGGCCAUUGUGUUUUAAAAGCGGAAUUUAAGGAGGGAAAGAAAGAGCUUCAGGUUUCCCUUUUUCAGACAUUAGUGUUGCUCAUGUUCAACGAAGGAGAGGAGUUCACCUUGGAGGAGAUCAAGUUAGCUACAGGAAUAGAGGAUGGCGAGCUGCGUCGGACCCUUCAGUCGUUGGCAUGUGGCAAGGCGCGGGUCAUCCACAAAGUCCCCAAAAGCAAAGACGUGGAGGACGGAGACAAGUUCUCCUGCAACGAUGACUUCAAACACAAACUCUUCAGGAUUAAGAUCAACCAGAUCCAGAUGAAAGAAACAGUGGAAGAGCAAGCCAGCACCACGGAACGAGUCUACCAGGACAGGCAGUAUCAGAUUGACGCUGCCAUCGUCCGGAUCAUGAAGAUGAGAAAGACUCUCAGCCAUAACCUCUUGGUGUCUGAAGUCUACAACCAACUCAAGUUCCCUGUCAAGCCAGCUGACCUGAAGAAGAGAAUAGAGUCUCUAAUUGACAGAGAUUACAUGGAGCGUGACAAGGAGAAUCCAAACCAAUACAAUUAUGUGGCUUGAAGAGUGACGGGGGGAUGGGGGGGUCGAAAAAGAGGAGGGAAAAGAGAGUGGUGAAGAGUGGGAUGGAGAGCAGAUGGUCUAGCCUGGAGGAUGGCUGUUCUGACUACUUGGUCCCACCAAUACUUCUCUGCUCUUCUGCCCCUGAGGAUGCCAGCGUUAACUUCUUCAGCCCAGCAACCGACAACUGAAUGGAUACUGUUUGGCAGAACAUUGACAGGGGCCUGUUUACCUCUGGACGGCAUGCCCACUUAAAUGAGAAUAUCUUUAAAGUAAAAAAAAUCUCUGUGCCGCUCAGUAAGAAUUGGACAAGUGACCCUGGGCAAGAAAAAAAAGAUAAUGGAAAAAGACAAACCAAUGUUGUUUAGUUUGUUCAAUUUUUCUUUCUUUUUUUACAGAGGAAAAAAGUAUUUAUUUUCAAACUUUAUCCACUGUCGUUUGUUAAUGGCAUACUACUUGUUUUUUAAUUCACUACUUUUUUUUUCAUUGUACUUCACUGUGUACUAUCCCAUGCAAAUUGUCACACACCAAACGUUGCGCUUAAAAUACUACACAGAAAAACUAAAAGCUAGUCUCCUGAAUCAAUGUUGUAUGUGAGACCAAUGGUGAGCCAGGUGAAUUUCAGUGUCAAAUGUUUGCAGUUGCAGCCAAGUCAUUCAAUUCUCUGUGGCCUCAUAUUACUCCUGGUUCUGUUAAUCCAUGGCAAUCAAUGGGACGAUUGCUAAGAUGUAGCUAGGCAAUAUAUGAGGACUUGACAGUUAAGUGCCAAAAAUAGAGCACUUCUUUUGUUAUAGGAUUUGUCAAUGCUGCUAUUCAAACACUUUAACUUGUUAAUGUUGUAUGCAUUUCGUUUUGCCCUUAUAGUUUUAAUGUUUUGUUUUUGUAGAUACAGACUUGACAAAGAAUCGCAUUGUAAGUUUAAACUUCAAUUUGUCCUUUGGUCUUUUUCUUAACCCCUAGAGGUGAUCUAAUACUGCAAAAAGCACAGCGACUUCAACCUGUUUUCCCUUACGUUCAAUAUCUCUCAAUUUACAAGCAUUACAUUCUUAGUAAGUCGACACUUUAGGGCUUAUGGCAGGCCAUGCAUUUGUGGAUUGGUGGAGUUUUUCUCUCAACAAAGUAAUUUGUUUAUCGAGAAAUCAUGCUUCUCUGGACAUUUUGUCCAUUGUCUGAAUAAAUAUGUUUGUUUUAUUGCUUCAGAUUAAAAAAAUUAUCAGUG